Molecule: messenger RNA, 9384 nt
Organism: Eleginops maclovinus (Patagonian blennie)
Lineage: Eukaryota; Metazoa; Chordata; Actinopteri; Perciformes; Eleginopidae
Gene: ahctf1
Product: AT hook containing transcription factor 1
Source: RefSeq, a predicted model, not a curated record
GUGGAAAUGGCGCUUUGAGUGGAAAUCUGAAGUCAGAGGGAGCAUCUCGUGCUUGGCAGUCUAUUGAAAGCCCCAAAGGGCUGUACGUGUGUUUUGUACUUUUAAAAGGAACGGAGUAUGACAGAGCAGAAAGGGAAACAGGAGAUUCGUCUAGGACAACUGAACAUCUGUGGCUCUAAAACAGCCGUCAACAACCCCAGACAGUGAACCAUGCAUGACCUGACGGCCCAAGUCACCAGCAGCCUGCUGCCGUUUCCUGGAGUGACUAUAGAUGCUCUGGGAGAGGAUGAGAUCACCCUAGAUUCUGUGUUACAUGGGAAAUUCACUGUUGGCCGCAGCGGGCUGGCCUGGUUGGCCUGUGGCCCCCAUCUGGAGGUUGUCCAUUCAGUGACGGGAGAGCGAUUGUCUGCCUACUGCUUCAGUGGUGGAGGCGAGCACCCACCCACUGUCCUCGCUGCCAGGGACUUUAGCUGGCUAAAAAGGUCUGGAUUACUGGUGGGCUUGGAGGAAGCAGAGGGAAGUGUGCUGUGUCUUUAUGACUUGGGACUGUCAAGGGUGGUCAAAGCUGUUGUUAUUCCAGGCAGGAUCACAGCUAUUGAGCCGUUGGUGAGUUAUGGUGGAGCAAGCGCUUCGACCCAGCAUCUUCACCAGAGUCUGCGUUGGUUCUUUGGCAUUGCCGCCGUAGUAACAGAUCUCGGUCAUGUUCUGCUGGUCGACCUCUGCCUUGAUGACCUGUCCUGCAGCCAAAGCGAACUGGAGGCCUCAGACCUGCAGGUAGUGACCAAGUCUCCUGCCGAGAUCCCCCGGCUGAGAGAAGUCGGCACCAGUCAGGGCAGACAUCUUUGUCUCCAGCUGAAUGGGCCCACUGGUGUUGGAGCCACAGCUCUGCAGUACAUCUCCAGGACCAACCAGCUGGCAGUGGGAUUUUCAGAUGGAAACUUACAGCUGUGGAACAUGAAGACUCUAAAGAAGGAAUACCACUCGCAAUUAGAGGGUGGCAGGGUGCCUGUGCAUACCUUCACCUUCCAGGAGCCUGAAAAUGACCCCAGGAACUGUUGCUACCUCUGGGCUGUCCAGUCUUCUCAGGAUCUUGAGGGAGAUAUGGUCAGCCUCCGCCUACUUCAGCUGGCCUUCAGUGAAAGGAAGUGUCUAUCUUCGGGGAAGAUCCUCUAUGAGGGUCUGGAGUACUGUGAGGAACGUUACAGUCAGGAGUUAAAUGGCCCAGCUUUCCCUCUCAGGGCUCAGGCCACCAACACCCGCCUGCUGAGCUGCCAGACAAUCGAAAAGUUCCGACACCAUCCUGACAGAGACGACAGCAUGAACGAAGUUGCAUCUCCAGACACCAGUGUUUCCAUCUUCUGCUGGCAAGUCAAGGCCUACGGUCAGGGAACCCCGUCUACCUGCAUCGGGGUUUUUGACGUCAACCGUUGGUACCACGCACAGAUGCCAGACUCUUUGAGAACGGGACAGUCUCUGCAAAACUGUCCUUACCUGGCAGUAUGGUCUCUGGACCCCGUGGUUCAGAUGGUGUCUCAACAUGUCCUCUUGGAUGUGCUGGUGCACGACCGCAGCCUGAGCAGGGGCCUUCCCUUCACAUGCCCCCCACCAGAACAGUACUUUAACCCCACCACAUAUAACUUUGAUGUUACCUGCUUGAUCAACUCUGGAAUUGUGCACUCGACCUGCUCUGGGUAUCAGAAAGAGACCCUGAGCUUUUUGAAGAAAGCUGCUCCUUGUUCCAGUGAAGUCAUCUCCACCAGCUACUCUCGCUGCCUCAUGUCCGGCCUACUCUCCUCUCGCCUGGCUGACACCCAGCCCUCCAGCCUCUCUCAGGAUGAGCAGCUGGAUGCCAUAUUGUCCACAGCAGUGGAGACCAGCUCCUUGGGAAUGAUCACUGGCUGUAUCAAGCAGUGGACGGCAGAAGAACAACCAGGCUCUGCACUGAACCUGCGCUACAUCCUGGAUUGGGCCUGGAACAAAGUGGUCCAGACCAAGGAGGAACUGGAUGGCAUCUGUGCACCGCUGUUUGACAGCUCAUCCAACUUCACAGACCCUCAGACCAUGCAGCUGCUGCAGCACAGCCAGAGACUGCUCAGUAACCUCAGCACAAUCUUCCAUUGUCUGCUCAGUGAAGCUCAGGAACUCACACGAAAAGGCCUGGUGGGUCUGAUAAACAAGAACUUGGUGUCCAGUCUGAUUUCAAAGUACGCUCAGGUCGUGCUCUGGUUCUGUCGCACCGGUCUGCUGCCCGAAGGAUCAGUAGAUGACGCUCUCCAGAUCUCCAGGCCUUUCUUCACUCACUCUGUCACCAGCAACUAUUAUACUAUACGCAGACAGGAGCUCACCAGGCUGGCUAAGGGCAAGUGGUGUGCAGACUGCCUGAUGAUUGACGGUUUGGUCGGCCAGUGUGGCGAGCGCUUGAUCACCCUGUGGAAGAGGGAUGAGAAUGGGACGGGGCAAUACCCACCGCCUACAUUACAUGCCUUGUUGGACAUCUAUCUCCUAGACAACAUCGAUGAAGCAACCAAACAUGCGAUUGUGAUUUACCUGCUGCUGGAUGUUAUGUACUCUUUCCCCAAUAAGGAGGGAGCAUCAGUGGAGUCGUUCCCCCCAGCCUUUGCCAUCCCUAUCGGACUGAUGAAACUAGUGCAGGGCCUCUGGCUGCUGGACCAUCACGACCACCAGAGUUCCUUCGAGUUGCUCCUGCAUCCAGCUGCCUCUCAGUGUCACUUUGAGUGGCAGCACGAGCGUGUCCUGAAUGCACUGAUGUGCCAGAGCCAACACGCAGUGGCACUUCGAUACUUCCACGGUACGAAGCCCCCAAUUUCCUCCACCUCCCAGGCCAAACUGUACCUGUCUGUACUUAUACACAACAGGUGUCUCGUAGAGGCAUGGGCCUUACUUCGGCAGCAGUCUAAUCGCCUCAACAUGGAAGAGCUGCUGGCCUUUCUCUAUGAGGGCUGCCAGGAGCUGGGCCUCAUCACGGAGCUGUUCAAACUCCCUCUGAGCCUCACUGAGCAGGAAGGUUUGGAGAAGUUUCUCCAGGGGACAGGGGGUCUCCAUAACAGAGAACUGCUGAUGGUUCAUUACCUUCAGCAGGCCAACUACAUUCCUGCCCUGCAGCUCAACCAAAGGAUCAAAGUAAACUUCGUGAAUGAGCGAGAUCCAAAGCUUAAAGAACGGUCCAACACCAGGAACUCGAUUUUGGAUCAAUACGGCAAGGUUUUGCCCAGAGUCCAGAGGAAAAUGGCAAUGGAGAAAGGAAAGCCGUACCAGCAUCCGAGCGCCAUCCACCGAGAAGUUUCUCGGCCACAGCCGCUGUCCACCAUCACCAGACGCUCAGUCAGUGAGAAGGUGAUGUCGAGGGCCGGCUUCAUCAACAAUCUUCUGACCAAGAUUGAUGAGGUGUGCUUGGGCAAAGGAGCUACACAACAGUCCUCCCCAGCCAGGAGCCCGAGGGCAGCUGAUGCUCACAGCCCCAAGCCCUCCUCCUCCUUGGCCCUUUCUGAGCCAUUCCUGGGAACUCCCAUCACCAUGACGUCCAGAAGAAAGUCAAGACUAAAGGACUUGGUGGUUCACACCUCCUGUCAGACCCCUCGCCCUCUGCUCAGUCCUCCCAGACCCCCCAGCUCCUGGGUUUCUCCGAAGAGCGUCGGCAUGGCCCCUGAACUCAGUCUGCUGCAAACACCACAGGUGGUCAAGCGAGCGCGGGCCCUGGCUGCUUCCGGCCCCGUGUUCUCUGCCUUCACUCCCCAGUCCAUCCUACGCAGCAGCCUGAGGCCCACACCCGUCGCCACCCCGUCUGCUUCUCCAGGGCGCUCCAUCACCCCCCCACUGCGCAACAAAGAGAGCCGGAUCACCUUCAUCGAAGAGGAAGAAACUCCUGUAUCGGAGAAGGGCAUCCGAUGGACCAAUGGGGUGGCAGCAGACAGUGAGAUUAGCUUGUUGACCAGAGACCCCAUUCUAUCCAAGAGUACACAUAAGACCUGGUCUGCACAGCCUGCUGGGGAGGAUGUAGAUGAGGAAGAGGAAGAGGAAGGGGAAGAGCCUCAUGUAAAGUUCCUUUCUCCAGAAGGUGGUUUCUCCUCCCCAGAGCUGAGAUGCUUUGAUAGCGAGUCAACCUCCAUCCAUGAAGUUGCUGCAGAAACCGGACCAUCAGAUGCAACACAAACAAAACUCAACCUGAGCUUUGACACCAGCCAGACAUCUGUCCGUUCAACAGACAGCACUCUGGAGUUUUUCAUUGCACCCCUUGCUGGUCUCCCAGAGGACCAAGACGGGGAGGAGAGGCAAACAGCGAAAGAAGAUGAGGUAGUGACGGUGAACAUCAAAAACCCAACUGAAAAUGAAGAACCAGAGGAACAGCUCUCAGAAACCAAUGAGCAAACCCCUGUCCUGACAUCAGAGGACACAGAGAGGGAGGAGGAAGAGGAGGAGAAUGAGGAUUAUACAUUUGAGGACGUGAUGGAAAUUGGUCUUGAAGAGGAGGCUAAAAAUGUGGAAGAAGUUCAGUCUAAACAAAAGGAUGAACAGGAAGUUCAUACCAUUAGCGAACAUGGAGAUUCUGCAACUCCUCCCCUAAAAGAGAUGUCCUUUCCAGUUUGUAACCAGGUUACUGAGAGCACAGACUCUGGUGCUGAAGUUGAGUCUCCGGAGGUACCAGUGGAGCAGGACAUCCAGACUGAGGCCACUGAAUCCCUAGAUAAUUUGAAACCAUCUGCAGCCUCUGAACCCACAAUCACACCAGAAGAGGAACUGGAGCAAUCAAAAGAUCUGACAGAGUUUGUGCAGAGACAUCUGUUUGGUAUCGAUCCGUCUCCUCUGCUCACCCGCUCAGGAAUCCACGACGCAUCGCAGAUGCAGGCCUCCUUCAACAGUGAGGCACCAGGUGAGGCUGAAGAGGAGGUGCAGGCAGCUGCUGAAGCUCCUCCGGUGUUCACCAGCCAAAAGUCUUCUGCUUCUGUGACAUCGACCGAGCCAACGGGCACAGACUCCCAAUCUGUUGUGAGUUUGAAUGAUAGUGAAGAGCUUUCUAGCGCAAUGUCAGAGGAGGAAGAUGAAGAGGAGGAGGAGUCUGAUCAGGAGGAGGAGUCUGAUCAGGAGGAGGAGGAAGACGAGGAGGAGGACUCUGGUAGUGAGGUGGAGAUCAUUGAGGAAGUCCAGGGUAAUGGGAGGCUGCCACCACUCCAACCCAAUUCAGUCUUUGUACAACAAGAACACACACACUUCCUGCCAAGUCUUUCAGAACAGGAGGCUGCGCAGUUCUCUCUGAUCGCGCCCGGUGCCGAGAUAAAGAUGGUAGAGGAGGUCAUGGAGGGUGAGGUGGUGAUGGUGAGACUCGGUGCGGAUGAAGGAUUAGAUGCUGUUGAGGAUGAAGAGCAAGGAACAUCAUACAUGGAGCUCAAACCCUCUACCACUCUCCUUGUUCCACUGGAGCUUGUGGAGGGGCAGGGCGGCCUGGUCGAUGGCUCUCAGCUCUGUCUUCCUGGGCUUCAGCAAACCUUUGUGCCAGAUGAGCAGAGUACUGAAAAUAACAGCAGCUUCUCUCUGAUGCUGGAUGUGGACGAUGAUGCAGACACGUUGCCAAUGGAGAAUGAUCUGCAAACCUCUGACCCUCCCUCCCGGUCUCCAUCAGUGGAGGCUCUUGACAAACUAGAAGCCAAACCUGAGGUCAUUAUUUUGGGCACAGAUGAUCAGGAGGAAAGCUCCGAAUAUUACCAGGGGAAAGAGGUAGAUACUUUAGAUGGAAUUGAGCUUGAUGAAACAGCAGAGUUAGAACUUGCCGGCCUACAAACUGAAAUCACUGGGGAAAAGCUUGAGACAGAAGAUGCUAAAGUACAGAGCGAUGCAGAGUUAGUGAUGUUGGUUGAAGAUCAUGAACCUGCAGGCCUUUCACUGUCGGAACCAGAUCCAGUGGGAGAACCUUCUGUAGAAAUGCUAGUUGAAGAUCAGGCGCAGGAAGGACCCUCAGUCACUGGGUCAAGUCCAGUAGGAGAAUUUCCAGCUCAAAUGCUGGCUGAAGACAAUGAACCUGAAAGUCUUUCCGACUUUGGGCCAACUCCAGUGGAAGAACCUACAGCAGAAAUGCCGGCUGAAGAAGAUCGAGAACCUGAAGUUGUUUUAUUGUCUGAACCAAGUCCAGUGGAAGAGCCUACAGCUGAAGAUCAAGAACCUGAAGUUGUUUUAUUGUCUGAACCAAGUCCAGUGGAAGAGCCUACAGCAGAAAUACCAGCUGAAGAAGAUCAAGAACCUGAAGUUCUUUUAUUGUCUGAACAAAAUCCAGUGAAGAAGCCUUCAGCAGAAAUGCUAGGUGAAGAUCAUGAGCAGGAAAAUCUUUCAGAAUUUGGACCAAGUCCAGUGGAAGAACCUUCAGCAGAAAUGCCUGCUGAAGAAAAUCAAGAACCUGAAAGUCUUUCCGACUCGGAAACGAAUGCACUGGAAAUUAUCCCACAAGUUUUGGAUGACAAAGACUCCAUGGCAGAAAAAAAUGCCAAUCAGGAGGGGAUGGAAGAGGAGAAGGUCGAACCAGCACCUGCUGAGGACCAGGAACAGCCUGAAGAGAGUGGACCUGUUGAUGUGGAUACAGAGAUUAUUCCCAGCGCAGUGACGUCGACUGUUGUGGAGGAGAAGCAACAGGUCCACAAGGCCUUACCAGCAACAGAAGAGAAUAAUGGGGAAGAACUUAAGACGGAGAAAGAAACAAAGAGUAGAAGGGGAGGACUGAGAAAAAAGGUUGACGAGACACUUGUGAAGGCAGUUGUGAGCUCAACUAGCGAGCCAGAGGAACAGCCUGUCCUCGAGACCCCAUCUUCUCAGAGGAAAAAGAAGGAUCCUUCCACGCCAACACAGAGGACAACAAGAAGGAGGACGAUUAACUUUAUCUUGCCCAUCAAAGAGGAAGCUAUGGAGGGACAAACCAGCACUCUGCUUCCUGCCUCUCCUAGUCGUACACCUAGAAAAAGUAUCCAGAACAAAGUCCAGAUUACCACACCUCGAAGAAGUUCUCGUAAUGCCAAGCCAGAGCCUCCAAAAGAAGAUGCUAAAGAGGAGAGCGUAAUGGACAAUGACAAGACAGCGACUUCCAAAGCCUCCUCACCAGCCAGACGUAGGGUUUCCCAGAAGGUCACAUCUAUAAGGAACAGUCAAAAGGCCGAAAGUGAUGAAGAUGAAGAGGAAAUAGAAGAGGUCACAGAUACUAAAGUUUAUCGACGAACCAGCUCCAGGACUCAAACACCGGCCAAACACAGGACCAGUCAGGUAAACACUCGGAGGUACAGCAAAAGGAUAUUGAGUAUCAGCGAGGUGGAGUCGGCAUCAUUAGAGGUCUUUGAAGAAGAGAAGGAACAGGUGGACUCUGCAACUCCGCCCAAACGCAACUCCAGGAAAAGCAAGACGACAUCAUCAAAAACACAGGCGGCACUGCUGGAAGAGGAGGAGGAGGAGGAGGAGGGGGAGGAGGAGGAGGAGCAGAAAGUGAAAAGAUCUUCCAGUCCUGGCAGGGCGACUCGACAGUCCAACCGCAUUACCCUGAGCGUUUAUCCACAAAGUGCAAGGAAGACGAUAGGAGAGACGAUCACUGAUAGUAUGAAAGAAACUGCAGUUCUACAUGAGCCUGAACUAAACAGCAAGACUACGCGCUCCAACUCUCGUCGACCUCAAAGAACCAAGCUAUGGGAUUACCCCGAGGAAGACCAUCCCUUGCUGGACUCACCGCUGGAGGUGCACUCCGAAACGCCAGUCGCAGACGCUCUCAUCAAGAGACUUCAGGAUGAGAAGGAGAAGCAGGAAGGAGGAGUAGUCGUCACAAAGACGCUAAGAACCAGCAAGAGGAGUACCAAGUCGUCAGUGGAGGACGUUCACUUGCUACUUCCUGUAAACCAAAGCCUCAUCCCUGAACCCGAAGAGGAAGAGUCUACCCCAGGCGAGAAUUCCUACAUCUACUCCCCCUCACGGAGAAGAACAAGAGCUAAAAGAGGAGGGUCUCCUGGCCCCAGUGAAGAGUCAGCGGCCCCCGUCACUCGCAGCAGGAGGAAAGUUGUCAAAGAUGCGCCUCAGGAUGAAAUUGCUUCAGAAGAAGAUCUUUGGGAGAUGGAGAAAGCAGCAAGAGUUUCUAAAACCAGAAAAGCAGGCACACAAACAGCCAGAUCCAAAGCCGUUUUGGAGCCUCCUCCCCUAGCAGAGGUGACCCCGAUCUCGCCUCUGCCCAGCCCAACUGAACCACGAGCACAGAAGAGGAUAGACCCAACCUCCAGCAGGAACCUUCGACGCAAACGGAUAAUGGAAACGGUUUUCACAAAACCUGUAACGCGGAGGAAGAAACUUUAAGGAGGUUGGUGGUGGUUUUAACCAGGGAUCCUCAGACAGCCCCCAGAAGAUCUGAACCAACUCGAUCAGGAGCUGUCAAAUAAAAGUGUAUGCAUAAACUCAUUAUGGUUCCAUUCCCUCGAAUGCAUCAGAGUGCUGUGGUUGUCUUUGUAUAUUUGCUUCCCUGUAGGACAAAUUAAUUAAAAAAAUGUUUUUCAAAAUAAGCAAUUUAGGCAUGAAAAUAUAUUUUUGGGAGGAAACACACUGGAUAGCGGUGUGAGGGAGGCAUAUAUUUUUGGAGUUUACAUAUCCCGUUCAUAUGGACUGGAUUUCACUUGAUAUUGCUACUAAUCUGUGGCCAUUUUGUGUGGGACAUUUUAAGGCGCUCCUCGUAAUCCGGUUAAAUCUCUGGACAUAGAAUGAAACAAGGGAAAGGAAUCAAGAUGGGCUUUUAAACGUGCCCAGUAAUAAACCCUGAGGGACUGAAAAGGAAACUUCCCCUUAAAAAUUGGUUUUAUUCACAUUCUCUUUUAUCUUUUUGGUUUUUUGUUUUGUUCUCAUCGUUUACUUUUUAGAUCUUGAGGCCUGCUACUUUUUUCUAUUUAAGAAGAAAUGCAACCAACCCAAUUGAGACGAAUGAUUUUUACUGAUAAAUGUAUAUAUCAUCUUUUGCUAUGUUCCAAAUAAAGUUCAUAAAUAAAUCCUGAAGAUUUACUUUCAUUUUGAGGUUUUAAGUGUCUUGAAUGCGUUUGAUCAUCUUAUCAGCCUGCCUAUGCCAUAGUCUUAAAAUGUUUGUCAAUUUGAGGGAUUUUGUGUGAAGGAGGUGCCGUCUUGUAAACUAAUGCCAUCAGAUUUGAGUGUUUCCUUGUUUGAUAGGAUGAUGUAAAGUGUGAAAGCAACAAAAACUUACACAGCUGUUUGGAGUUUUAAAAAUGUAAAAUAGAUGUUUUGGGACAUGUUAAUAGACUUGAACUAAAUUUAUGGCAACCAACAUCUGAGAACUAGGCUAUUUUCUGAUGAAUGUAUGUAGAAUGUCUUAUUUUUGAUGACUGCUCUUUGAUAAAUAUGGCUGCGCUUGAA